Messenger RNA from Nelumbo nucifera (sacred lotus), 1143 nucleotides. Its product is annotated as ATP synthase subunit O, mitochondrial-like. Gene Ontology annotation, biological process: proton motive force-driven ATP synthesis. The record is from RefSeq and is a predicted model, not a curated record. Gene Ontology annotation, molecular function: proton-transporting ATP synthase activity, rotational mechanism. Gene Ontology annotation, cellular component: membrane. Lineage: Eukaryota; Viridiplantae; Streptophyta; Magnoliopsida; Proteales; Nelumbonaceae.
GGUCAGGUCAUCAUCGGUACCCGUCUCCUAUUUCGAGGAGAAUCGAAAAAACCUCAGAGGCACCCGUCUCUCUCAGUCUCGCAGCUCUUUGCUUCUCCGCUCUAAUCUCUCCCUCAGUUCAUCUGCAUUUCUCGAAUAGUUCUGCUCAAGAACUACUCUGCAAUGGCGUUGGCAGGCCGCCUCAGACCGAAUCUCUCUCUCGUGCAAAGGAUCCUUAGAAAUGAGCCCAUUUCUGCACAGAGAUCCUCUCCUGGUUUUGCAGUUUCAGAGGUUUUGAGGAAUUAUGCAACUGCAUCACAACCAAAGGAAUCAAAGCCCAAGGUGCCUCUAGCUUUGUUUGGAGUGUCUGGCAACUAUGCAUCUGCCUUGUAUCUCUCAGCAACAAAAGCUAAUUUAUUGGAUAAAGUUGAGACUGAGAUUCUUGAUCUUGUUGAGGCUUCCAAGAAAAGUCCUACCUUUUCUCAGUUCAUAAAGGAUUUGUCAGUGCCUGCAGAGACAAGAGUAAAGGCUAUAAGUGAAAUUUGUUCUGAAGCUAAAUUUUCAGAUAUCACAAAAAAUUUUCUUGGUGUUUUAGCUGACAAUGGGAGACUAAGACACAUUGAGAAUAUUGCAAAGAGGUUUUUGGAAUUGACCAUGGAACACAAAAAAGAGGUGAAAGCCAUUGUGACAACUGUCAUUCCCCUUCCCCCAGAAGAGGAGAAAGAACUGAAGGCGACACUGCAAGAUAUUAUUGGACAAGGGAAGACAGUUAAGCUUGAACAGAAGAUUGAUCCUAGCAUUCUUGGAGGAUUGGUCGUGGAGUUUGGGCAAAAGGUCUUUGACAUGUCAAUUAAGACCAGAGCAAGACAGAUGGAACGGUUCCUACGGGAGCCCAUCAACUUCGACAGCCUCUGAAGGAAACCCCCUACUUUUGUGUUACUUCUGCUUCAAUCCUGUCGAAUGCCGAUGCACCAAAAAAAGUGUUUUUUUUUUUAAUUAUUUUAAUAUUUCCUUUUGUUUAUAGCCCCGAAUUGUUUAUCUUCCUGCUUUCAUGGAGGUGGGCUCUCCAUUUCUUAAAAAUAAAAUCUACAAAGAAGAUGACUAUUAUUAUUCUGUUACUUAGUUUGGGGACAAAACCUGCUGAAUCUUAUUUUUCUACUCUCA